AUGUCGGCCUCUGAUGGAGACAUUGAGAAGAAGGGCGCCACUACUGUCGCGCCCGCUUCCGACGCUACUAUGCCUGCCUAUGGCGAGGCCACGGCUGAUGAGCAUGGUGUUGGAGAGGUAAACCCUCUGAAGCGUAGCCUUCAGGGACGUCAUAUGCAGAUGAUUGCCAUUGGUGGUUCCAUCGGUGCUGGUUUGUUCGUCUCUACAGGUUCUGCUUUACAGACGGGAGGUCCGGGCUCUCUGACUCUGGGUUACUUGAUCGUUGGUGCCUUCCUUCUCUUGACCAUUCAGGCUCUUGGAGAAUUGGCCGUCCUUUACCCCGUAAACGGUGCUUUCUUCUCUUACUGUGUUCGCUUCAUCAGCCCCGCCUGGGGGUUUGCCGUCGGCUGGGACUAUGCUAUCAGUUGGCUCGUGAUCUUACCAUUUGAAAUUACUGCUGCGAGUCUGACGAUAAAAUUUUGGCGAGAUGAUUUGAAUAUGGGUAUCUGGGUGGCGGUAUUCCUCGUCGUCCUCUCAGCCAUUCAAUUCUUCGGUGUUCGUGGUUAUGGUGAAGUGGAGUUCGUCCUCGGUCUCAUCAAAGUCAUCGCUGUCAUCGGUUUCAUUAUCCUGGGAGUCGUGAUCGAUUGCGGUGGUGCCCCCAAGGGCGGAUACAUUGGAGCUCACUACUGGCACGACCCGGGUGCGUUCACCACCUUCAAGGGUUUCUGUUCUGUCUUCACGACCGCCGCCUUCGCCUUCAGUGGAACUGAGCUUGCUGGUCUCGCCGCCGCCGAAGCCGCCAACCCCGCCAAGUCGCUCCCCAAAGCCACCAAGCAGGUCUUCUGGCGUAUCAUGGUCUUCUACCUCCUUUCCACCUUCAUUGUUGGCUUGAUCGUCCCCAGCAACGCUGACUACCUGCUUGGUGCCUCCGGUUCCAACACCAAGGCCUCCCCCCUUUGUCGUCUCCAUCCAGAAUGCUGUGUCGCAAACUCCGCCACCUUUGGCUCUACUCGCACGAUUCAGGCUCUCGCCGAGCGUGGCAUGGCUCCUAAGUUCUUCGCCUACAUCGACAAGGCCGGUCGUCCCCUUUGGUGUGUUCUUCUCCAGAUCGCCUUUGGUUUCCUCGCUUUCAUCAACGAGGCCUCUGCCACUGGUGGUGUCAUCUUCAACUGGCUGCUUGCCUUGUCCGGAAUCGGCGCCUUGUUUGUUUGGGGAAGUAUCUGCUAUGCCCACAUUCGUUUCCGCGCGGCAUGGAAAUACCACGGUCGCGAUAUCAAGGAACUUGCCUUUGUUGCUCCCUUCGGUGUCAUUGGUAGCUGGAUCGGUGUGUUCCUCGCUUGUCUGUGCCUGAUCGCCGAGUUCUAUGUCUCCAUUGCUCCCAAGGAUGCCGAGGUCUUCUUCGAGAAUUAUCUCGCUGCGCCUGUGAUUAUCCUCCUUUUCAUCGGCUGGGUCGUUUACACCCACUUCAACAAAGACCCUACGCUUGACCGAGGGGCUUGGCUGGUCCCGCUGGAGAAGAUUGAUAUCUUGAGCAACAUGCGGGACGGUGCCCUGGAUGUUGACCUACCGCCCAAGGUGGAGUAUGCCACCUGGGGCGAGUGGUUCAAGGCGGCUCCUCUGCGUAUCGUUCGCUCUCUUUUCUAA
This is a messenger RNA of Penicillium maclennaniae, 1623 nucleotides long. RefSeq names its product amino-acid permease. Gene Ontology annotation, cellular component: membrane. Gene Ontology annotation, biological process: amino acid transmembrane transport. Bases 1 to 1623 code for a protein of 540 amino acids. The transcript is spliced from 6 exons. NCBI's taxonomy places the organism in Eukaryota, Fungi, Ascomycota, Eurotiomycetes, Eurotiales, Aspergillaceae. The record is from RefSeq and is a predicted model, not a curated record. Gene Ontology annotation, molecular function: amino acid transmembrane transporter activity.